Nematolebias whitei (Rio pearlfish) is the source of this 3581-nucleotide messenger RNA. It is a transcript of the gene rasal2, whose product is annotated as RAS protein activator like 2. The record is from RefSeq and is a predicted model, not a curated record. The coding region runs from base 167 to 3430 and encodes 1087 amino acids. Gene Ontology annotation, biological process: regulation of GTPase activity. NCBI's taxonomy places the organism in Eukaryota, Metazoa, Chordata, Actinopteri, Cyprinodontiformes, Rivulidae. The transcript is spliced from 16 exons.
GGAGGAUUUCCCUGAGAGAGCACCACGAGCGUUCUGAUGGAGGUCUGAUCUCUGAGGAGGAGCGCUUCGCUUCCUGACGACCAGAGGACUUCCCAAGUUGAAGGAGUCCAGUUCCCAUGAGUCUCUGGUGAGUCCAGGCAGCGCCGUGGAGACUCUGGACCUGAGCAUGGAGGAGGACGUGUUCAUCAAACCUUUGCACAGCAGCAUCCUGGGCCAGGAGUUCUGCUUCGAGGUGACGUACUCGGGCGGCAGUAAGUGUUUCAGCUGCACGUCGGCCUCAGAGAGGGACAAGUGGAUGGAGAACUUGAGGAGGACCAUCCAGCCCAACAAGGACAACUGCCGGCGGGCCGAGAACCUGCUGCGUCUCUGGAUCAUCGAGGCCAAAGACCUGCCGCCCAAGAAGAAGUACUUCUGUGAGCUGUGUCUGGACGACGUGCUGUACGCCCGGACCACCAGCAAGACCCGGCAGGACAGCCUGUUCUGGGGCGAGUCCUUCGACUUCUGCGGCCUGCCCGCCGUGCGCAGCAUCACCGCGCACAUCUACAGAGACGUGGACAAGAAGAAGAAGAAGGACAAGAACAACUACGUGGGCCUGGUCAACAUCCCCGUGUCGGGCGUGACGGGCCGGCAGUUUGUGGAGAAGUGGUACCCGGUCAGCACGCCCACCUCCAGCAAGUCCAAAGGAGGCGGGCCAUCGAUCCGGAUCAAGUCCCGCUUCCAGACCAUCUCCAUCCUGCCCAUGGAGCAGUACAAGGAGUUCGCCGAGUUUGUCACCAACAACUACACCAUGCUGUGCUCCGUGCUGGAGCCCGUCAUCAGCGUCAAGAACAAGGAGGAGAUGGCGUGCGCACUGGUGCACAUCCUGCAGAGCACGGGCCGGGCCAAGGACUUCCUGACGGACCUGGUGAUGUCGGAGGUGGAUCGGUGUGCGGACCACGAUGUCCUGAUCUUCAGGGAGAACACUCUGGCCACCAAGGCCAUCGAGGAGUACCUGAAGCUGGUGGGACAGAAGUACCUCCACGACGCACUGGGUGAGUUCAUCAAGGCUCUGUAUGAGUCUGAUGAGAACUGUGAGGUGGACCCCAGUCGGUGUUCCAGCAGUGAUCUUCCAGAACAUCAGAGUAACCUGAAGAUGUGCUGCGAGCUGGCCUUCUGCAAGAUCAUCAACUCCUACUGCGUGUUUCCUCGCGAGCUGAAGGAGGUGUUUGCGUCGUGGAAGCAGCAGUGCGUCGCCCGCGGACACCAGCAGGACAUCAGCAAGCGUCUGAUCAGCGCCUCGCUCUUCCUGCGCUUCCUCUGCCCCGCCAUCAUGGCGCCAUCGCUCUUCAGUCUGAUGCAGGAGUACCCUGACGACCGCACGUCCCGCACGCUCACGCUCAUCGCCAAAGUUAUCCAGAACCUUGCCAACUUCACCAAGUUCGGGAACAAGGAGGAGUACAUGGCCUUCAUGAACGACUUCCUGGAGCACGAGUGGGCAGGGAUGAUGCGUUUCCUGUCGGAGAUCUCCAACCCCGAGACCCUGACCAGCACGCCGGGCUUCGAGGGUUACAUCGACCUCGGCCGCGAACUGUCGGUGCUGCAUGCCCUUCUGUGGGAGGUGGUGUCCCAGCUGGACAAGGAAGAGGAAGUGGAGGUAGUAACAGAGCCAAAAUGGCUGAAGUACAAACCCGAUCAGCCUCUGCAAGAGCACACAGCCUGCCUGAGUGAUGAGGCCACCGUAGCCAAGCUGGGCCCACUGCCGAGGAUUCUGGGAGAUAUCUCUCGCUGUCUGUCUGCUCCCACGCCCGUCCAGCAGCUACACCGUUUCCAGAACAACAGCCCCGCCCACAACUUGAGCGGCAGCGUGUCGUCAGGGCUGCAGCGGAUCUUUGAGGACCCCACGGACAGCGACGUCCACAGCCUUCAGUCUCCGGUCAGCGAGCGGAUGGAGGGGUACGUUCGAAGCCAGCGCCCCCUGCUGGCUCCACAGCAUCCCUCCACCCACAGGAGCUUCUCCGACCAGGAGGACCAAGACCUUCAGCUGCCCAACGGUCGCAGCGUCUCUCUGGUGGACCUUCAGGACUCUCAGAGCCUCCACGGCCCCGUGGAGCCACCACUGCAUCACGAGGCUCCGCCCCGCCUCAGCAGGGUGGGCUCCCAGGCCUCUGUUGGACACGGUCCGCCCCCCAUAACUUACCCUCAUUCCAACCCGGUCACACCCCAGCCGGUGGCACACCAGGCCAAAGCCCCGCCCAGAGACGGGCUGCCGCAGAGCGCGCCACAGGCACGGCGGCCGCUGCACCCCUCCCUCAGCCAGCAGCGCAGCCUGCAGCCGCUGUCCUUCCAAAACCCCGUCUACCAGCUGAGUAACCCCUCCCACAGCCUCUCUGCACGCUCCGCCCACUCGCUGCGGCAUGACUCCAGCUCCGAGAACCUGAGCACCGAGAGUUCGCACAACAGCCACAGCACCUCAGACGACUUCGGCAGCCAGGCGGGGGUCAAAGGUCGCACUGCGUCCAACAGCAGCCUGGAUGAGGUGGGCAGCAGACGGAGCACACAGAGCGAGGAGUGCUCCAAGCCGCGCCGCCACGUGCCGGCAGACCUCCCACUGGGCGCCGCUACAGCCGUUGCCGUCCCCCGUCAGAGCACGACGGCAGGCACCGCCCACAUCAUCAAGGUGGAGCAGCAGAGUAAGGCAGGGGGCGGAGCUGGGAUGCCACGCUCUCAGCCACAGAGUGCCUCGCUGCGCAGCAGUAGCAGCGCCAACACUGAGCCGACUCCUGCAAAACGCCAGCAGGCGGUGGAGAAUGUGGCUCCGCCCCCAAGGAGUAUUGCCAAGCAACCGACACCGGUGGCGGCGCCAGUGGAGGCGGUGGCGAUGUCUCCGGUGGAACGCACGGCGGCGUGGGUCCUCAGCAACGGGCAGUAUGACGAGAAGGAGGAGCAGGAGGGAGGAGAGCGGAGCCGCGAGGAGUGCAGGAACGCAGAGAAGUACGAGCUGGAGAUCUCUCAGCUGAAGGACCGCCUCCGGUUGUCCGGGCGCCGUCUAGAGGAAUACGAGCGGCGGCUGCUGGCUCAGGAACAGCAGAUGCAGAAGCUGCUGCUGGACUACAAGAACCGUCUGGAGGACAGCGAGGAGCGGCUGAGGAGGCAGCAGGAGGAGAAGGACGGCCAGAUGAAGAGCAUCAUCUGCAGGCUGAUGGCGGUGGAGGAGGAGCUAAAACGGGACCACGCUGAGAUGCAGGCGGUGAUCGAAGCCAAACAGAAGAUCAUCGACGCUCAGGAGAAGCGGAUUGGCUCCCUGGAUGCGGCGAACUCACGACUAAUGGCGGCACUGACGCAGGUGAAGGAGCGUUACAGCACGCCGAACAUCCGCAACGGGCUGCCGCCGAGUAACCCCACAAAACUGUCCAUCACUGAGAACGGGGAGUUCAAGAACAGUAGCUGCUGAUUGGUCCACUGCCAGUCAGUGGGUGGAGCCUAAUGAGGAGGCUCCACUCCACCCCUGAAAGAAGCUGUAGACAUCUAAAGUGACAGAAAUGAUUUAAAGACGAAGAAUCUGUAAAAGAGAAUGUAAAUACUAAAUUUUGUCUGUUCAUUGU